AUGGCGGCCGACCUGGUGGCUGGGCUGCGCCAGCUGGUGCAGCGCUACGACAGCGGGGCGCAGUGCGCCCCCACGCAGGACCCGUGCGUGACUUGCUGCAUGGUGAGCGCGCCCCCCAUAAUGGCGCCUACGGUGCCCCAGCCGGUGAAGCCGCUGCAGCUGCCGUGCGCCGCGCCCAGCAGCCAGCAGCCCGCCAUGAGCGAGGAGGAGGCGGAGAGGACGCGCUACUCCAACUUCUACAACAACUACAAUGUGGACUGGCACGCGGAGGCCAGCGGGGGGGCUGGGGCGGACCCGCGCCGCGGGCGCUGCAACGGCGUGACCACCGACGGCCGAAGCCCCUGCUGCGGCAAAAAGCCGCCGCCCCCCGCCGAGGACAAGGGGUGCCCGACGGGGUUCCAGCCCUGCACGAUGCGGCUGACGCCGCCGCCCGGCUGCCACCCGUGCGGCGUGUGGGGCGCCCAGAUCCAGCCCUGCCCGCCCAAGGCCAAGAAGAAGCGCGCCCAGUACCAGCCGGGCGCGUGCGUGCGGCCCUGCUGCAAGCACUGGGCGCCCAAGGAGGACGCCUGCCAGUACGACGAGCCCUGCCGGGCGCAGUGCGUCAACCACCCGCCCGGCAUGAAGCCCAAGAAGCGCGCCAGCGCGGCCGCCUGCUAAAUAAACGCGUUCGCUGAAAUAAUA
Molecule: messenger RNA, 681 nt
Organism: Dendroctonus ponderosae (mountain pine beetle)
Lineage: Eukaryota; Metazoa; Arthropoda; Insecta; Coleoptera; Curculionidae
Exons: 2
Coding region: 1-657 (218 amino acids)
Source: RefSeq, a predicted model, not a curated record